Cydia pomonella (codling moth) is the source of this 2706-nucleotide messenger RNA. Its product is annotated as transmembrane protein 19. The transcript is spliced from 5 exons. Gene Ontology annotation, cellular component: membrane. NCBI's taxonomy places the organism in Eukaryota, Metazoa, Arthropoda, Insecta, Lepidoptera, Tortricidae. The record is from RefSeq and is a predicted model, not a curated record. Bases 262 to 1293 code for a protein of 343 amino acids.
CAAACAGCUGAUAAAAAUGUGCUGUCCGAAGUGUCACUCUAGUGUCACAGCGAUUUGAUUGUGGCUUUGCGGCUUGCGCCCGAUUGUGGUUUACUUGCCUGAACGUGAUUUGUUUUCGUGCCUCCAACUCUUUUAAGAGAAAGUUGUGAAUAAACAUAUUAAUAAGCACAGUACGUGCUUAUCAAAACAAAUGUGUGUUAACUACUGAGAAGUAGUUUGUCAGUCUCUUGUGGAUCUACGAUAACUAAAUAGUGUAGUAAAAUGAAUUUGAAUAAGAAUACUAAAUCGCAUAUGAAAAAUGACCACAUAGUGACUGUAUUAGUUUGUGCUAUAGCAAUACCUCUGUCUAUGUCUUUAUGGAUAAUUAAUUUAAUAUAUACUAAAUUUUUUGCUAAGAAUACAGGAUUUGAUGAGCCUGUGGUAAUAUCACCUGCUCGCUGGCUGGCAGCAUGUUUCAUCCCCAUUAUGAUAGCCUUCUAUGGGUACAGAAAAAAAAGCCUCAACCUAAGUGGAGCCAUACUUGGUUUCUUCGUGGGAUUUGUGUUAACACUGAGCAAUUUUUGCUUCCUAGCAACACUGUUUACAUUCUUUGUAACUUCAUCUAAAGCAACCAAAUUCAGGCCACACUUAAAAAGGAAAAUUGAGGAGGAUUUCAAAGAAGGUGGCCAGAGGAACUGGAUCCAAGUUUUGUGUAAUGGUGGCAUGGCAACACAGCUUGGGAUACUUUACCUAAUGGAUGUUGGUGCUUCUGAGAAACCCAUCGACUUUUUAAACUAUUACAGAGCAUCUUGGCUAUCUAUGGGAAUCCUUGGUGUAUUCUCCUGCUGUAACGGCGAUACGUGGGCCUCCGAGCUAGGCACCGUUUUAGCCAAAUCUGAGCCCUUCCUUAUAACCUCUCUAAAACGAGUUCCACCCGGCACUAACGGCGGUGUCACAAUCAUCGGCACCUUGUUCAGUAUAGUUGGCGGCACUAUCAUAGGAAUAUCGCAGUAUUUGGCGAUGUUGUACUUUACUGACAAGGCGUCAUGGGAGAACGCUCCGCCCCAGUGGCCUGUUAUUUUAUUUGGAGCUUUAGCUGGAUUUUUGGGCAGCUUAAUUGAUUCCCUUAUGGGAGCAACCUUGCAGUACUCGGGGUUAGACAAAGACGGCAAGAUUGUAUCGCACUCCUCCAAAACAGUGAAGCAUUUAAGCGGUAGAAACAUUUUGGACAACCACAGCGUAAACCUCAUUACUACUGUAAUCAUGGGUCUUCUUAUGCCUACUAUAAGUAAAACCUUAUGGCCAAUCAUAUGAUGUAUUUAAAACUGACAACGCACUAUAAAUAAGAUCAAUGGGGCAAUACAAUACUAAAGACGUUAUAUUCAUGGCUUUUUUCAUGAACUGAUUUGAGAAUUGUGCCUAAAAUAGGCAAGGGACAGAAUAGCCCGUUUAGUCAACCAAUUUAAUGCUCGGCCCAUUUGGGACCUGAUAUUCUAUAUUGCUCCUAUUAUGUACUGCUCUAUGAGUAUUACAUUGGGUGAUGUGACAAGGGGUCGAACAUUACGUUGACUGAUUUAAGUUGUUUAUUAAAGGAGAAAUUCAACUUAGGAAGCAGCUAUGUGAGAGAAUUUUUUACCAGUCAAAAAUCGAGUCAUCGUUGUUAGGAUUAAUAAGUUUGAAACUUAACUGGACAUUCAUAUUUUAUAAUUGUCAAAUGUAACGUUAAAUAUUAUUAGGUACCUAGUGGUUUUUAUACUUUUUAUGAUUCUGAUUGUAGUCAGCUGCAGAGAAAGGGUACCACCCGUGCAUACAAACUUCUAUGCAGGGGUGGUACCUGUUCUCGUUACUACUACAUCAUUGAUUAAGAUGUAUAGGGGUAACUUCGAAAACGGGUCAAUCUUGAAAUAACAAAUAUCUACUGAGAUAGAAGCAUUUGCAAUAGCAACAGUAAGCAAGAUGGCUUGGUUUGCAGUAGAUUAUCGUGGCAAAGUAUUAAGUGCCUCUGUAGGUCUAGCAUAUGAUUGGCGCGACAGUAUCUGGCGGCGAGAUAGACUACCCGUCUUUUUCUAAUUAUUUAUGUGAAUCAAAGAGAGGCGGGUAGUAUAUCUCGCCGCGAGAUACUGCGGCGCCAAUCGUCUGCUAUCCCGGCUAGUUUAGUAGAUAUUAGUGAAUUUCAAAAUGACCCCGUUUUCGAAAUUACCCCAAUGCACCUUAAUUUAAACCUUAUAUUGUUGCAAUAAGGCUUUUGAAUGGUUGGUUACUUGUAUGGACGACAGUUAAUUUAAUGAUGAUAUUUUUAUAGUGUUAGUUACAUUUUCUAAACUAUACCUAGAUUUACUAGAUAGUUAUAGACGGAACCUGUAUACUAAAAAGAGAUGGCAAAAACUACAUUUUUCGUUUUGAGUGUUAUGACGGAACGAAAAAAAAAAAUUCAGUAAUCGGUCGUCGUCACUUGUCUGUCCGUCCAUUUUAUAUUUUAGGUUAAGUUUUAAACGUUUUUACUUCUUAACACACCGCCGUUCUGGCUUUAUGAUAGGUUAUUAUGGUACUAUUAAUUAAUUCUCACUCGACUUUAAAAAUUAAAUGUUUCUUAUUUGUAUACUUUAAGUACUUAAUAAUAAUAAUUUUGUCGGGUAGUUUGUUUUAUGUUGUUGAUAAAGUCAAUGUUAGGUUAACUGUUAAUGAUUAUUAUGUUCUAAUAAAAAUAAUACGUAUAUUUAAUACAUA